UUCCCCUCCCAUGUGCUCUGUCUGGCGCUAAAAGUUUUGAGCUUCUCAAAAGUCCAGAGCCACCAUCCUAGGCGCAGGUAGCUGCUGGGCUCCGGGGUCCUCUGGCGUCCGGCCUCGGAGCGUGCUUCCCAGGACGGUGACACGCUCCCCUGAGGUUCGGCGGCCGCACUGUCCUCCCAGGGGCCACAAUGCAGGAGCCGCCGUUGGAACUCACCAUCGAGCCCCCUCUGAGCCAGGAGACAUUUUCGGAAUUGUGGAACCUACUUCCCGAAAACAAUGUUCUGUCUUCCGAGCUGUCCUCAGCGAUGAAUGAGCUGCCGCUCUCGGAAGAUGUCGCAAACUGGCUGGAUGAAGCACCAGAUGAUGCUUCCGGAAUGUCAGCGGUUCCGGCACCAGCAGCCCCUGCGCCAGCCACCCCUGCGCCAGCCAUCUCCUGGCCCCUGUCAUCCUUUGUCCCUUCGCAGAAGACCUACCCGGGCGCCUAUGGUUUCCAUUUAGGGUUCCUGCAGUCGGGGACGGCCAAGUCGGUUACUUGCACGUACUCCCCUCCCCUCAACAAGCUGUUUUGCCAGCUGGCGAAGACCUGCCCCGUGCAGCUGUGGGUCCGAUCGCCGCCCCCACCGGGAACCUGUGUCCGCGCCAUGGCCAUUUAUAAGAAGUCAGAGUUCAUGACAGAGGUCGUGAGGCGCUGUCCCCACCACGAGCGCUGCCCUGACAGUAGCGAUGGUCUGGCGCCUCCCCAGCAUCUCAUCCGAGUGGAAGGAAACUUGCAUGCCAAGUACCUGGACGACAGAAACACUUUCCGACAUAGCGUCGUGGUGCCCUACGAGCCGCCCGAGGUCGGCUCCGACUGUACCACCAUCCACUACAAUUUCAUGUGUAACAGUUCCUGCAUGGGGGGCAUGAACCGGAGGCCCAUCAUCACCAUCAUCACCCUGGAAGACUCCAAUGGGAAGCUGCUGGGACGGAACAGCUUCGAGGUACGAGUUUGUGCCUGUCCUGGGAGAGACCGGCGCACCGAGGAGGAAAAUUUCCGCAAGAAGGGGGAGCCUUGCCCUGAGCCGCCCCCUGGGAGCACUAAGCGAGCGCUGCCCCCCAGCACCAGCUCUACUCCCCCACAAAAGAAGAAGCCACUGGAUGGAGAAUAUUUCACCCUUCAGAUCCGUGGGCGUGAACGCUUCGAGAUGUUCCGAGAGCUGAAUGAGGCCUUGGAGCUGAAGGAUGCCCAGAGUGGAAAGGAGCCAGGCGGAAGCAGGGCCCACUCCAGCCACCUGAAGGCUAAGAAGGGGCAGUCUACCUCCCGCCAUAAAAAGCCAAUGUUGAAGAGAGAGGGGCUCGACUCAGACUGAUGUCCUUCCGCUUCCGGUCCCCCCCCCCCCCCCCCCACUGACACCCUCACCCUUGUCCUCCUUCCCUGGCAUUUUUGGGACUUGGGAGCUUGAACACACAAGCUUGGUCUGUUCCCCUGCUUGGUACAGGUAUGCCUCGGAAACACAAUGAAUUUUUCCACUUACCUUAGCCUAAGGCUCUGCUAACAAAGUUGGCCUACGUAGUUGGUUAGUAGGGGGAGGUGGGACCUUCCAACCGAGUUUUUUAAGAUUUUUUACUAUGAGGAACCGUGAGGGAGGUAGGAGAAUGUUCCUGCCUAUAAAGAGCGUUCUAGAACCAAUCAUACGCUGGGCCGCAAGCCCAGUUCUCUACCAUUUUAACCAGCUAUUGAAUUUGUCCUGAUUUUAUUGUCCAUUUUUAUGAAAUGCUAAUAACCAUACCUACCUCACGGUGUUUGUUGUGAGGGUUAAUGAAAUGAUAGAUGUCUUGCCCCCAAACAGUUUUUUUAUUACACGAUGUCUGAGACUUGGUGCCUUCACGGUGCUGAUUCCCUAACGUCCCUGUUGGUGGAUGGGAUGAUCAAGUUCCUACGACCGGGACAGCUGGUCAGGGGUCCCCUCCUUGCUGGCCCGGCCGAAUCCUGUCUUCCCUCUCGCCGAACCUCACUUCCUAAAAGGAAGUCUGACUCUGUCCUACGCCCGCGAGGGAUCCGAUCCCUGGUGUAGGAUCUGUAUCUGUCAAGGUCUGUUCCCUGCCCCCGACUCCUCAGGAUCAAUUUCUUUUGCACUCUUCGAGGCACAUCUGCGUAUUUCCCCACACCCUUCCCCCCUCCCCUUUUUAUAUCCCCUUUUUAUAUCGGUUUCUUAUUUUACAAUAAAAUUUUGCUAACA
Molecule: messenger RNA, 2219 nt
Organism: Acinonyx jubatus (cheetah)
Lineage: Eukaryota; Metazoa; Chordata; Mammalia; Carnivora; Felidae
Gene: TP53
Product: tumor protein p53
Exons: 11
Coding region: 189-1349 (386 amino acids)
Biological process (GO): regulation of transcription by RNA polymerase II; apoptotic process; protein tetramerization
Cellular component (GO): nucleus
Molecular function (GO): protein binding; RNA polymerase II cis-regulatory region sequence-specific DNA binding; DNA-binding transcription factor activity, RNA polymerase II-specific
Source: RefSeq, a predicted model, not a curated record